This is a messenger RNA of Owenia fusiformis, 1092 nucleotides long. The record is from the annotation of a GenBank genome assembly. Lineage: Eukaryota; Metazoa; Annelida; Polychaeta; Sabellida; Oweniidae.
AUCUUUAAAUGUACAUAAAGUAAUCUAUAGUGAAAAUAAAAGUACAGCAUAAACUAAUGACGUAGUUCACAAGCACAUUACCGGAAGUUUUGAAAAACGUCUGAUACACAAAUUAUUUUGAAUUUUUUGGCAUGUUAUACGAAUCUGAUCAUGCCUAAGGUAAUAUCUAGAAGUGUAGUGUGUACAGACACAAAGGAUGAAGAAGAAUAUCAAGGAGAGAAACCGCUAUACGUGUACUACUGCCUCUGUGGACAAAUGACCCUAAUUUUAGAUUGUCCUACUGAGAAGCUCCCUCUUAGGAGGCGGGACCAAAGCAGAGUGAUUGACAGACAUAAACAUGCCCAUAAGAUAACUGCUGAUGAUGAUGAAGUUAUACAUUUAAAAAGACCCGAUGGUAUAGAGAGGCAAUACAGGAAAAAAUGUAAAAAGUGUGGUUUAUGGCUGUAUUACCAGCACCAGGAUAAAGGCGCAACUGUUACAUUUAUAGUCGAUGGGGCUUUAAAGAAGGCUGGAGAAGGCCCAGUUAAGGCCAACAUAUACAGCCAGAUCUCAGACAGUACAGAAGCUAAAAAGGUUCAGAUCAAGAAGCACACUAAGGAGAUGGGCAAGUUCAGUUCAGUUACCAUAUCAACAGUAGAGGCAGAAGAAGAAGAACUUGAAGCUAAAGAGAUAGCUGAUUCAUAUGCAUCCAACGCUGCAGUGAUACAGAAACAAAUGCUCAGGAAAGGACUUGGGAAGAGAAAGGCUUUAGAACAGGCUGAGGAAGCGAAGAAAAUGCGAACAAAGGGAACCCUCAUUGACAAAUAGAGAUGGGAUUAUGAUUUAGAAGUGAAUAAGGACACAAAUAAGGCUAGUGUAUAAGACUCAAAACUAGCAAAGGUGCUAUCAAUAGCUAUACUGAAACAGAGAUUUUCAGUGUCUAAUACUAGCUUUACUGAAAUAUCAAGGGCUGUGAGAAGGGAUGUCUAGGUAUAUACGAGAGUUGUCAAUUGUUGGGAGAGACUCUCAAUAGCCAAAGGCCUUGUUUUAAGUGACUCUUACUUGCUGGUCCUGCGAAAAGACAUGCCUUAAUGAUUUUAGCUAUAAGACAUG